AACUUACCUAUUCCUCCGAUCAUAUACCCACACCGUCUCCAUUGAUCCCCCACCCCACCCCUCUCUCACACCACCUGACCCCUCUCUCUCUCUACCUCUCUCAUGGGGAACAAGCCGGCGUGCAUGUCGCUGGCGCCGGCGGCGGGCUCGGCGUCGGCGUCGGCGUCGAGCGGGGGCGGGGGAUGCAAGGUGAUCCACGCGGACGGGCGGGUGACGCGGCUGGCGCGGCCGGUGCGGGCGUCGGAGCUGAUGCUGGACCACCCGGGCAAGUUCGUGUGCGACGCGUGCCGCCUCGCAGUCGGCUGCCGCGUGCCGGGCGUCGCCGCCGACGAGCUCCUCCAGCCGCGCCGCGCAUACUUCCUGCUCCCCAUGGACAUGCUCUACUCCGUGCUCACCGACGACGAGAUGGCCGCGCUCGCCGCCGCCUCCCACGGCGCCGCCACGGCCGCCACCGCCGCGUGGCGGAGGAUCGUGGUCACCACCACCAGACGGCGACGGGGCGGCGGCCGCGGCGCCUCUUCCAGGCAGAGCAAUGGCGACGCCGGCAGGGUCUUCCCGGUCGUCGGCCUGCUGCAGCUCCAGGAUGCCCCCGCCGGGCACCCCACGAUUGGCGUCAAGCCGAGCGGCGCCGGCGUCGGGCUGAGGCGGCUCCGGUCGUGGCGGCCGGUGCUGGACACCAUCGAGGAGGCGCCGUGACGCGACGCGGCGGCCGGCCCGAUCGGCCGGUUGGUGCGGCUACGCUAGUGUUAGGCAGCUAGCUUGAGCUGGCUCUCGAGUGUACAUGAUCGAAUUAGCUUCUUCCACUAGCUUCUUUUUUUCAUUUCAUUUCUCUUUUUCUGUAAAGUGCACUAAGUACGGAAAACUCAAAACGGUGCCCGGGCUCAUCUGCUCCCUCUCAGCAAAA
Molecule: messenger RNA, 904 nt
Organism: Triticum dicoccoides
Lineage: Eukaryota; Viridiplantae; Streptophyta; Magnoliopsida; Poales; Poaceae
Exons: 1
Coding region: 103-696 (197 amino acids)
Source: RefSeq, a predicted model, not a curated record